AUGGAGUUUGAAAACAAGGAAGCUUGCGUUUUUGCUCUGCAACAUUGGCAUUUAACACACAGUGUUGACUAUUGGGUUUACCAAUCUGACAAUGAACGAUAUAUAAUUAAAUAUAAGAAACAAAACUGCAAUCUCAAAUGCAGAGCUUCCUUGAGAAAAAGGAACUCAAAAUGGGUGAUUGGUAAGUUGUCUGGGCCUCACACAUGCACUACCACAUCUAUGGCACAAGACCAUAGGAAGCUCAGUUCAGAAAUGAUUAGCGACAACAUUAGAGAGCUUGUCAACCGAGACGCUUCACUUAAGGUGAAGGUGAUCAUUGCCCAUAUUCUUGAAAAAUACAGGUACAUAAUAUCUUAUAGGAAAGCAUGGAUCACUGAGUGUAAGGCCAUAGAGUCGCUCUACGGAAAUUGGGAAGCAUCUUACAACUACCUGCCAUAG
Molecule: messenger RNA, 438 nt
Organism: Lathyrus sativus (Indian pea)
Lineage: Eukaryota; Viridiplantae; Streptophyta; Magnoliopsida; Fabales; Fabaceae
Source: the annotation of a GenBank genome assembly